GCACCUGAACGCAGCAUCGGGGUCUUGCCGCAUAUCCAGCUAACUGACGGCUACUAGCUUUUGUGUCAGUAUGGAGUCCCGCUGUUUGUUUGCUGUUUCUGGUUAAUAACCCGCUGGCAUUCUGGUGGCUUUAAUGUUCCGCGCAGGUCCCCUAAAAACCAUCGGCAAAGCGGGAACUGGCUGGCACUUUCGCCGGACAAUGGACGAGCUGGUCCAUGACCUGGUGUCGGCCCUGGAGGAGAGCUCGGAGCAGGCUGCCCGGGGCGGGGGCUUCGGCGACGGGGGGGACCACGCGCUGGCGGUGGGCUGCCUGCUGAAGAGGCAGGCCCGGAAGCGGAGGGGCCGGAAACGACGCUCGGACAACCCGCAUCCGCCGUGGGAGACGGGCCACCUGAGCGAGGGGUCAGAGUCCAGCGUGGAGGAGCACAAGGACUACCGCGCCAGCUCAGGCGGCGUCUCCGCCGGCAACAGCCACGCCCGCGACAACAGCGACUCUGACGAGCAGCUGGGCCCCAAGAGACGACCGCCCCACGCCGCCGACCCGGGACGGAGCAAGCGGCCGAUCUGGCCCGACGACCUGGCCGUGCUGGGGUCGGCCGAGGGGACCCGCAGCCUCCGGCGCCGACGCAAGGUCAAACGCAUGGCCGUGGACCCGCCGGCCGAGCCGGAGCCUCACCCCGCCAUCCUGCUGGGGCCCCCGCCUGUCCCCAAGGCCCGCGUCGGCGGCAGGCCGCACAGACUCUGCGCCAACGAGGGCAGGGGCGCCAUGGAGCUGUGCGGCGGCGGCCUGAUGGCGUCGGCGGGAGAAAAGAGCCGCGUGAAGAAGAGGAAACUGGCGUUGCAGAGGCUGGGACUGGAAGCUGCAGACGAAGGCGUGGUUGUUGAGAGCGAAGACCUUCUGUCUUCGCCCAAAGACGGAUGUAAGGACAAGAUGGAGCUGGACGAGCAAAAGGGCUCAGAUGAGGACAUGAGUGACAGGUGUGAGACCAGCAGCGUCAGUAACAGCAGCGACGGCGGCCUCUAUACCAACGACGAGGGGAGGCAAGGCGACGACGAACAGAGCGACUGGUUCUACGAGGGAGAACCGGGGUCUGGGUCUGGGCCCGGUGGUGCAUGUGGAAUAGCAGGAGUGGUUCCCUGGUGGGAGAGGGAGGCGGCGUCGGAGGCGCUGGACCUCGUCGACCCCGUCUUCAACAGCAUCCUCACAGGAUCCUUUCCACUGCUGAGUCCCGCUGCACAGAAAGGGUUCCAGGCCAGGUUGAGUCGCCUGCAUGGAAACCAGCAGGGCUCUGAGGCGGGGCUGCCGGGGAGCUCCAGUCAGGACCCCCACGAGCCUUGGUUCAGCUCCAGCUCCAGGAGGGACCACGGACAGCUGCACUGGGAUCCACGAACAGACCGAGGCCAUCGGAGGAGCUGUUCGGUGAAAACAGCAAGCAGACAGACCAGCGGACACCUCGGCUCUUUGUGCACAGGCGACAUCAAGCGGAGGCGAAAGGCAGCGCCUCUCGGUACCGUCGUGCCGUCAGGCGUGGUCGGAGAAAACGCGCCUCCCAUCCCCGACACGAACAUGGGGAGCCGCAUGUUGCAGAGCAUGGGCUGGAGCCCGGGCAUGGGCCUCGGGCCCGAGGGGAGGGGCAUCACCGAGCCCGUCCGCGCCACACAGAGACCCAAAGGGGCGGGUUUAGGUUUCAACUGAUCGGCCGGUUCCCCGGACUCUGGGGUCAAGAAAAACAAACGACUGAUGAAACUCUCCUCAGGAUGAUUCUUAACCAAAGUCCUGCGAGCUACGCCAACGAAGGAGGCUUGGUCUACCAAGAACGUCUGCGGCGACGAACUUUCCCAUAUUGGGGAAACUGUAGGAAACCUGGGAUGGAGUCAUGUGACAGUGAUAUGUGGAAGUGAGACGUAAAAUUGCUCAAACUCCAUGUUGGAGAAGUUGACGUUGAUGCUUGAUCACAUGUUACCUCAGUGUUAAAGGGCAAAGAGCUGAGCCUCUGAGCUCUUUCUGAUAACAGUCUGUCUGUCAGCGCUCAGCCACACCGGCUGGACGAUUAACAACAAAUGGUUUAUUUUUUUCUGAGAUUGCACAUCCGUUUUUGAAUCAAAUGUUUGAAUAGGCCAUACCUCAACACACCUUUUUAAGUUUCUUUCUUUUUUUUUUUUUUUUUAUCGUAAUGAUGUUAGCAGACCUUAGCAGAUUUAUCUAGAUGUAUGUAUCGAUCCAUUUUAUUCAUGUCAUUGAGGAAUUCAUGUCAUCUGAAAGUUUUUAUUUCUCCGCAAAGAAAAAAAAAAAGAGUAAAAAAAUCUAAAUCUCAAAA
Molecule: messenger RNA, 2318 nt
Organism: Fundulus heteroclitus (mummichog)
Lineage: Eukaryota; Metazoa; Chordata; Actinopteri; Cyprinodontiformes; Fundulidae
Gene: gpatch2
Product: G patch domain containing 2
Exons: 10
Coding region: 134-1696 (520 amino acids)
Molecular function (GO): nucleic acid binding
Source: RefSeq, a predicted model, not a curated record